UUGAUAACUAAUUGACAACAAUCAUCACCAUUCACCAGUCACCACCUUUCUUCACAAAAUCCUCUCAAAUUCACUCCCAAUCUCUCUCUCUCUCCUCUCUCUCGCUCUCUUCUCAUGGCUGCGGCGGAGUUCUCCAGCUGCGUAGACUACGGCGUACAGCUCUCGAAGCGGAUAUACUACGGCAAGGACCUCCGGCCGUCGCUGUCGGCGGCGGAGGCGGUUGAGCCUCAGGCGAUGACGAGGUCGCCCUCGGAGGAGUAUCUACCGACGGCGCCGAUGGCCUACGCGGUGGUACCGGAGCCGGCGAUCGUCGACAACCCCGACGUGCCGAGCUACCAGCCGUACGUCCACGGCCGGUGCGAGCCACCGGCGCUGGUACCGCUGCAAAUGCACGAGGUGGCCAUGGAGGUCGACGCUUAUCUCGACACAGCGUUCGUCGGAGUGAGCGCCACGUGGCGAGUGCAUUGCAUCAUGGCCGCCAAGCGCUGCGACUGUCGUGUCGCCCUCCCCAUAGGAGAGAAGGGUUCACUUCUAGGUGUUGAGGUUGAAGUUACCGGAAGAUCAUAUCGUAGUCAAUUGAUCAAGAAAGAAGAGAUUGAAAGUGUGGAAAGUAUGGCGAAAGCCCAAGAUGGAGGCCUUCUAAAAUGCCAAAUAUACACCUUAAAAAUUCCACAGAUUGAAGGAGGCUCCUUUCUUUCAAUUAAAGCCAGUUGGUCUCAGAAAAUAUUGUAUAAUAUUGACCAAUUCUGUCUCCGGGUACCUUUUAGUUUUCCUGCAUAUGUGAAUCCUGUUGGGAAGAAAAUUUCUAAAAAAGAAAAGAUUUUGUUGAAUAUUAACCCCGGGGCUGCCACAGAAGUUGUAUGCAGAAGUACAAGCCAUCCUCUUAAGAACUUAAGGCGUCAAGGAAAUAAAGUAAGUUCCUCAUACGAAGCAGAGGUAGCUGUGUGGUCGACUUCAGACUUCAGCUUUGUUUAUACUGUUUCGUCAGGUGACAUAUUUGGUGGUGUGCUCUUGCAAUCUCCGUCUCUUCGUGAUUUCGAUGAGAGGGAGAUGUUUUGCUUGUAUCUAUUCCCCGCGAACAACCAGCAUAGGAAGGUGUUUGCGAAGGCAGUGGUAUUUGUUAUCGAUACGAGUGGAAGCAUGCGAGGAAACACUCUCGAGAGCGUGAAGAAUGCUCUCCUAGCGUCGCUUUCUAACCUCCACCCUCGAGAUUCUUUCAACAUUAUAGCUUUCAGUGGAGAGGUUCGCUUAUUCUCAUCUUCGAUGGAGAUGGCAACACAGGAAGCAAUCCUAAAAGCUACAGAAUGGGUUGGCAUUAAUCUUAUUGCUAACGGUGGUACUAAUAUCUUGCUUCCCCUAGAACAAGCAAUCAAGUUGCUGGCAAAAACUACGAACUCAAUUCCAUUCAUUUUCCUCGUUACUGAUGGAUCCGUUGAAGAUGAAAGAGAGAUUUGCAGUGUUGUGAAACGUUAUCUCGCAAACGCCGAAUACAUCAGUCCUCGCAUAUGUACAUUUGGCAUAGGUUCAUAUUGCAACCACUAUUUCCUUCAAAUGCUAGCUCAAAUUGGGAAGGGCUAUUAUGAUGCUGCAUACGAUUCAGUUUCAAUUGACUCUAAAAUGCAAAGAUUAUACACUAAUGCUUCAUCAGUCAUUCUUGCCAAUAUAACUGUGGACACUUUGGAACACCUUGAUUCACUUGAGCUAUUUCCAUCUAAUAUUCCGGAUCUUUCAUCUCAAACUCCAUUGAUUAUGUCAGGCAGAUAUGACAGGAACUUUCCAAACGCUGUUAAACUUAGUGGUACCUUGCCUGACAUGAGUAACUUCACCAUAGACUUGAAAGUGCAAAAGGCAAAGGAUUUUCCGCUCAAUAGGGUGCUUGCAAGGAGGCAGAUCGAUAUGCUGACAUCGCAUGCAUGGUUAACGGGAAGUAAAGAGUUGGAAGAGAAGGUUGCUAAGAUGAGCAAACAAACAGGGGUACCAUCUGAAUACACUCUCAUGAUUCUAGUGAAUUCUGAUAAGGGAAAGAUAUUACCAGAUUCAGUUCCAGCGCAAGAGGCCGACAACAAACUUAAGCUGUGGAAGAAGUCCGAAUCGAGCAAAGAGAAGAUCUUGUUCCUCGGAAGCCUGGGAAUGGGCUUCGGGGACUUGGCUGCAACGGCUGCAAAUAAGCUGUCGAUAAUCGAAGAAUUAAAGGCGUCUGAGCCAGCGAACUUCUUGGUUAAGGCAGCUUCAAACUGCUGCAGCCAUUUGCUCAACCGCUUCUGUUGCAUGUGUUUCAUACAAACUUGUUCGUACAUGAACGAUCGGUGCGCAAUUCUGUUGGCACAAAUCUGCGCUGGCCUUGCUUGCUGUGAGUGCCUGAAUUGCUGUUAUGAGUUGUGCUCCUGAAUGUAAUUAGGCUAUACAGGUGACCUGAGAGUAAAGACGCAAGAAUCUGUGUGUUUUGUAUAUACACGUGGCUGUCGUUGCAAUGUGUACUACAAUGUAAACAACAUAGGUGUUGUUUGGUGUAAUGAUUCUGAAUCCGGAAUUAUGAUUCUGGUUCAGAAUCAGUGUUUGUUUAC
This is a messenger RNA of Morus notabilis, 2564 nucleotides long. RefSeq lists its product as uncharacterized. NCBI's taxonomy places the organism in Eukaryota, Viridiplantae, Streptophyta, Magnoliopsida, Rosales, Moraceae. The transcript has 13 exons. The record is from RefSeq and is a predicted model, not a curated record. The coding region runs from base 115 to 2388 and encodes 757 amino acids.